UUUUGGCGUUCUCUGGCAGAAUCUGCUACUCCUAUCUGACACGCUCUUUCUCUUGGUCUCAGGUCUCCACAUUUCAAUCCUUUCAGCUCUGUUUCAUCUUAGUAUUCUUUUUUCUCAAUUCUCUCUCUACAAUCAAUCACUAUUUCUUUACAAUAAAUAUACAAAAUCAUAUUCUUUCAUCACUGUAUCCCUGUUCUUGUUCUGCCAUUUUUCUGCACAGUUCUUUCUAACCGCCAUGUCUAUAGCAAACCAAACAAGAAACACAAAUCCCAAAAACCAAAAGAAACAAAAACCCAUCUCAGAAACUGACCCUAUGUAUUCUAUUAAUCCAUCAACUCGCUCCUCAAAAUCCACCAUUUCUUCUCUCCUUCACACACCCUUUUCACCCACCAGUCCAACAGCACAAAUCUUCAGUAAAAAGAAGAAGAUGAAGAAGUUUACAUCAUUUAAGGGAUUGAGUUGCAAGGCAGCUACAUCACAACACGUUUCGCUGCCUUCUGCUAUUAUUAGGACUUCAGCUGACUGGGAAUCCUCUAACAAAGUCAAAAAGAAGAAGAAAAAUAAGACCCUUAAUUUUGUUGGUAGAGAUUCUUCCAUUGUUGAUAAUAACCUCUCCUCGUCAUAUUUGACUGCUCCUACUGAUGUUUGGUGUGGUCCUGGAAUUGGAUUAACUACUGAUGCUGCUUCUGUUGAUUUUCUCGUUUCAACAAGGCGCCCCCUUUCUGCUAGAGGCAGAGGUGAUAUUGAGAAGAGUACUCCCAGGGAGCGAUUUUCAUCUUCUGUGCGAAGAAUGUUGAGCCCAGAAGAUGAUCCUUUCCUUGAUACUGAAACUCUGGAAAUGCAAAGCUCCCGAGCAAAUUGGUUUGGAUUUAGGCAUCAUCGUCAUUCCCACUAUGGUUUUCCUGAAGGGCUUGCAGAGAUUGUGAUGCUUCAGAAUAGUCUUAUGGGAGGAAGAACAAAUGGUCUUGAUCGAUACCGGAGCUGGAGACUUGAUGUGGAUAACAUGUCAUAUGAGGAAUUGCUGGAACUCGGUGAUAGAAUUGGAUAUGUGAGCACAGGAUUGAGAGAAGAUGAGAUAACUCGAUGUGUCAGAAGAACUAAGCCCUUGUUUUUGAACAAUUUAUCUCAUCUGCGCACAGAAAUGGAAAAAAAAUGUAGCAUCUGUCAGGAAGAAUACGAGGCUGAAGAUGAGAUGGGGAAGCUGGGUUGUGGACACUUCUAUCAUAUUCCUUGCAUAAAACAGUGGCUUAUGCACAAAAAUAGUUGUCCUGUUUGUAAAUCUGCAGCCAUACCUGAUAGCUAGUUUUCCAAGAAUUUUUCACCCUCAUAAACCUGUUGUUUUUGUUUUCCUUUUGUAUAGCUUUUAUGCAUGCGAGAAAUUCCAUUUAUGUGGUUCUUUCCCAAGUGUUUCCUGAAGAUAGUGGCUCUUUUGUUUGGACAGCAGUCAUGGGACAGCUUGAAACAAGUAGGACACAAUCUUCUGGUUGUCUUUUAAUUAUAAUGCUUCAAUCAUACAAAAACCAACCAGAUAUGAAUUCUUA
Molecule: messenger RNA, 1541 nt
Organism: Nicotiana tabacum (common tobacco)
Lineage: Eukaryota; Viridiplantae; Streptophyta; Magnoliopsida; Solanales; Solanaceae
Molecular function (GO): ubiquitin protein ligase activity
Source: RefSeq, a predicted model, not a curated record